Messenger RNA from Haliotis rubra (blacklip abalone), 2824 nucleotides. RefSeq names its product TLC domain-containing protein 4-B-like. The transcript is spliced from 7 exons. Bases 298 to 1125 code for a protein of 275 amino acids. The record is from RefSeq and is a predicted model, not a curated record. Lineage: Eukaryota; Metazoa; Mollusca; Gastropoda; Lepetellida; Haliotidae. Gene Ontology annotation, biological process: lipid homeostasis. Gene Ontology annotation, cellular component: membrane; endoplasmic reticulum.
GAUCUGAGCACUUGAGGUUGACAAACGUCUAAGGAAAUGACAUAAUCAUUCAUGACAAGAUAUUUAGGGCAAAGGUCCGAGCUGGAGUCAGCUGAUAAAACUCGAUGUAGGACCAUCAACGUAGCACCUAUUAUCUUAUCUCUGUAUUACACGACUUCAGUAGCUUUACUCUAUAAGACCUUACCUGGCUGUUGUCACUCAAUCUGGUUGAACCAGUGCAGAACAAGAGGUGGUUCAGUAGCGCCCACGUUCUUCAGUACUAGUUUUUAAGAGAUCUGCAAUGCUAACCUCGAACAAAUGAUGAGUCGCAGGAUUGAAGUGAUCGCAUUUGACACAACCUAUUACCCAUUUGCUUUUGCAAGCUGUGCAUUUUUCCUGUGUAUCUAUAAGUAUGUCUCCCCAUCACUGUCACUACGAAUGUGUGAAGGUUACAGGAAUAUGCCACUGGCGAAACAAAUUGACUGGAAUACUAGAGUAAACUCAACCCUCCACUCUGCCAUUGUGAGCUGUAUGUGUGUGUACUCACUAGUUUACGACAAUGAAAUCAGUGAGGAUCCUAUUUGGUGUGAUGCCCCCAUGGUUAGAACUAGCUGUGCAAUAUUGUUUGGAUACAUGGCUUCUGAUUUGGUUGUGAUGACAGUUCAUUACAAGCACAUAGGCGAAACAUUUUACUUUUUUCAUCAUGGGGCGUCCAUGUAUGCUUACUACUAUGUCACAACAUACGGAGUGCUGUCCUACUUCGCGAAUUAUCGUCUCAUGGCAGAGUUUUCCACAGCAUUUGUCAACCAGAGGUGGUUCUUCGAUGUGUUGCGGUACCCAAAGAGCAGUCCCCUCUUUAUAGGAAAUGGUUUAGCUAUGACAGCAGCCUUUUUCUUGGCACGUAUAGCAGUCAUGCCGUCUUACUGGUCAAAAGUUUACAGUGUAUAUGGCACUGAAGAUUUUGCCCGUAUUGGUCAUAUACAAGGAGUGCUUAUUGUCACCUGUGUUAUUCUUGAUGUGAUGAAUAUUUUCUGGUUUUACAAGAUGUGUUUGGGUGUGAAGAAAGUUUUGACUAUUUUAUUGAAGUUGAAUACCCCCACAGAAGAAAGUCGACAAGCGAUACCAGUGGAAGACAAAGUGAAGUAGUCAAUGUUGUCAUUUGUCUUUUCAUUAUUUCAAUUUACUUGUGAAAUUUUAUCACCAAUAGUGACAGCACCUUUUAAGGUGUCUCAAAUGAUUUCUGAAAUAGUUUUUAAAAUUCAAGAAAUAUAAUAGACAAUAGAUAUGCUUCAUUCCCAUGUUCUUUGGGGAAAUUCAGUGAUUCAGUAAUCAUUAAGGAGUGCUGUAUGCCUGCUGGUCAACAUGGUCAGUCAUUGUUGCGACUACCCAAAAUCAAAUCUCUGGUUUAAGCUUUCAACCAAACAUUAUAUAUGAGUGGGUUUUUAAAGGGAGGCAUUUUUCUUUUCGUUAGAAUUCAAAAUUCUGGGCAUCCAUAUCAACAAAGAUUUUGGUGUGACUUUAUCUAAUUGUGAUAAAUAUGGUCAUCCUUUAAGAUAUAAAAGAACUGAUAACUCUGUUCUGAAAGAUUUCCCAUUUCAAUCUGUGUACAUUGCGAUAAGGAAGCAUUCUCAUGUCUUGUGUCCAGUUUUCGACUGUGAUCCAUGUUGGUGAAAGUGCUCAAGCUGUCCUCACUGAUUGGCAUUUCAGGUUUUCGACUUUGUGAUGGAAGAUAUGACUUACAGUAAUGGUAGCACUUCAUCAUGAAUUCAUGUAUUAAGUUUGUGGGGCUAAAUGAUUGAAAAAAAGCUUUGUUUGCUAGUUAGUUUCACUCAUUUUGAAGAUUUGAAGAAAUGUGAUGAUACUUAUAAUUUCUUUUUACCAACUUUCAUUGUGACAUAUACGAUAAGAACAAGACACAAUCAGCUUGGCUUGUUCUAGAAACAUAACUGAACAAGGAAUAGGUCUACACAGUGACACAUUUCAUUUACUUUCAAAAUUAGAACAAUUAUUGAAGUGGAUAUAAAUAAUUUUUUUCAGUAACAACUGCAGAAACCCAUAACAUAUUACCCCAUAAUAAUAUUGUAUUCACACUCACCUCUAGGCCACACAGCUCGCCUCUCAUCAUUUUGUUAUUACAAGUACUUUGAGAUGGUGUUUCCUACGUAUGUUUCCUACUUAGGAAAUCCUAUGUAUGUUUCCUACGUGUGUCACCUCGUUUUGUCAGUUGAUGAAAUACACCAUAUGCAUAGUUGUGCCAAAUAUUCAUGCUUUAUGUGUGUAACAAUCAUCAGCUGAUGCAUUCAACUGAUAUCUUCAGCUGUAACAAGACAUCAACUUCCUCACAUCUCAUAUUUCAAGAAAGGAUUAAAAUCUGAUAAUUAAUUUAUUGUGGCCUUAUUUUCACUUGACUGGACAACAUCAUAUCUUUCCCCUGUGUACUCAGACACAGUCAACAUACUAUUUCAGAACAUACUAUGCUUGCCAUCACAAGUGUUGUUUUGUCUUUAUUUUGAUUCUAUUUUCAGUUGUUUCUUUAUUUUCUGAAAACUGUGUUUGUAAACCAAAUCGGUUGGAGGAAAAUCACUCUCUCUCUGCUGACAGUGUGAGAACAGCAAACAACUGAAGUUGUAAAUUCACAAAUAUAAUCUAUAAUCACAAUAAUCACUUCACAGAAAACACCCAGUGUUAUGUGUUCACUGUUGUAAGAGUAUGUUGAUUGGAUGGCCAAGGUGGCCACUGAAUAUGGUAUAGAAAUGAGUGACAAUCAGAGGCCAGCUGAGACAUACAUAUCACAGUGGCUAUGUUACAGGGCUUUGCACUGCACUUCAAUUAUAUUGUUUAACUG